AUGAGACCUAGCAGGAUCGUUUUGGCAUUAACCAUGGGUCUGGUCGUACUGGCGGACGUAACCACCACGUCUUCAUCUUCUAGUACCGGCACUGCUGUUGCAGAUGCGGCCGCUGCCACAUCAUCUGAAACAAGCACAGAUUCUUCUUCAACAGAUCCUGCUGCGGCCACCACCUCUUCGUCCUCGUCCUUGACCUCCUCGUCAUCUUCGAGCUCGUCCUCGACGUCGGCCACCACCACCGCCGCCGUUGCUGCUGCUGUGGCCGAUGCUACCACUGACUCCACUGACACCACUGGCACAACAGGCACAACGGGCACCACCGGCACUACAACUGCCGCAGUUGCCACCGCAGCAACUACAACGGCGUUGACAGCUCAGUCAUCGGACACGGAAACUGACUCGUCGUCCACCACCGCAUCCCCAACCAUCGUUUGGGUCACUCUCACCGAGAAUAAUACACCAACCACAGUCUCGACCACUUGGCAGCAAAAAUUCACCUCUAUGUACUCAACCAUUGCAACCCCGUCAUCUGGCUCCGUUGGACUCGGGUCCUUGAGCUCGCGGGGAACCGUGGGAACACUGCGUUCGUACCGUACUGCAACGGUUUCGUCGUCGUCCUAA
Ogataea philodendri is the source of this 621-nucleotide messenger RNA. RefSeq lists its product as uncharacterized. Gene Ontology annotation, biological process: fungal-type cell wall organization. Lineage: Eukaryota; Fungi; Ascomycota; Pichiomycetes; Pichiales; Pichiaceae. The record is from RefSeq and is a predicted model, not a curated record. The coding region runs from base 1 to 621 and encodes 206 amino acids. The transcript has a single exon.